Messenger RNA from Oppia nitens, 1752 nucleotides. RefSeq names its product putative phospholipase B-like 2. Lineage: Eukaryota; Metazoa; Arthropoda; Arachnida; Sarcoptiformes; Oppiidae. The record is from RefSeq and is a predicted model, not a curated record. The coding region runs from base 41 to 1738 and encodes 565 amino acids. Gene Ontology annotation, biological process: phospholipid catabolic process. The transcript has a single exon. Gene Ontology annotation, cellular component: extracellular region. Gene Ontology annotation, molecular function: glycerophospholipase activity.
UGAUAUUUCAUUUAAAAAUAAAAACAUUUAUUUUUUAAAAAUGAGUUUAAAAUUAUUUGUUUCAAUACUUUUAUUAUUAACAACAUUAUUCAAUGUGGUCUACAAUACAAAAGUUGUUAAAUAUAUUGAUUUAAAAGGUAACUUGAAAAAUGUGACCCAAAAAGUUGACAAUUUGACUGACUGUGCCGUUUGGGCCGUUUAUGACCAGAACAUCAACACUACCGGUUGGGCUCAGUUAGCCAUUCACACGAACGGCUCUCUGGAAGACUCGCAACAGGCCUACUAUAGCGGCCUAAUUGAGGGCCAAUUGACUGCCGAUCUCAUUGAACUUCACUGGCAUAACAAUGUUGAACAUUAUUGCGACAAUCAAUCCGAUUAUUGUAGCAAAUUGUUUGCAUUUGUGGCCAAAAAUGUCGAUUUUAUGAAAUCGCAAAUUGCAAAUCUCGCCAAAACUGACGUCUAUUGGCGCCAAAUAGAGUUGUCGUUAAUACAGAUAACGGGUCUCGAAGAUGGGUAUCGAGAGGCCAGAUAUAACAUAAAACCGAGAGGUGGUGUGCGCCUGGAUGUCAACAUUACCGGUCUUUAUCUGUUAAAUCUGUUUGAGGAACUGGAUGAACUCGGACAGGCUAUUAAAGGCAAAUCCAGAACCGACGACUAUUUUGAUGGCCAUUGUUCGGCAAUAAUUCGGGUAUUGCCCGACGGCAGUGACCUAUAUGUAGCACACAAUACUUGGGCCGGUUUUUCAAAGAUGUUGCGAAUCGUAAAGAACUAUAACCUGAACUACAGAAACAUAUCGGGAACUGCCGUAUCGUUUUCAGGAUAUCCUGGAGUCAUAUAUUCGGUGGACGACUACUAUCUGAUCAAUAGUGGUCUGACAGUGUUGGAGACCACUAUUGGCAACUUUAACGAUACUUUGUGGUCUCAUGUUGUGGCCGACAAAAUUGUGUUCGAGUUUAUUCGCAAUCUGGUGGCCAAUCGUAUGGCCCGAUCGGGCCAAGAGUGGGCAAAAAUAUUUAGCAAAUAUAAUUCCGGUACAUAUAAUAAUCAAUUUAUGGUUAUAGACUACAAUCGAUUCCAAAAGGGUAAGCCUGUCGACCAAUUGGCCAGUGGUGUACUUUGGGUGGUCGAACAGAUACCAGGUCUCGUAGAGUCGGCCGAUGUUACACAUGUGCUACGCGAACAAAACUACUGGCCAUCGUAUAACGUGCCGUACUUUCAAACUAUUUUCGAUAACAGCGAUUAUCCGACUCAAGUGACCAAAUACGGCGAUUUCUUUACAUACAAUCGUACGGCCAGAGCUCUGAUAUUUAAACGUGACGUUAAUAAAGUAAUAGACAUGUCGUCACUGUAUAAACUUAUGCGAUAUAAUGACUUCCGUAACGAUCCGAUUUCCCGAUGUAACUGUAGUCCUCCAUAUACUGGCGAAUAUGCUAUCGCAGCCCGAAGUGAUCUCAACGAUCCUAAUGGUCGCUAUCCGUUCGGCAGUUUGGCCUUUCGAUCGCACGGUGCGAUUGACGUCAAAAUGACAAACAAAGAAAUGUUUGUCAAACUUGAAAUGAUAGUCAACAGUGGACCCACUUAUGACAAUCAGCCACCGUUUCAGUGGUCAAACACCCGAAUCACUGGUGUCCUGCAUAGCGGACAACCCGAUAGUUUCCAAUUUCCACCGGUUCACGUCCAAUGGUCACCGCUAAGUGUUAAUGCUAUUAACUUUAACAGAUGUUAUGAUAAUAUUUAGAUUUAGUUUAAACC